This is a messenger RNA of Mytilus californianus (California mussel), 1958 nucleotides long. RefSeq lists its product as uncharacterized. Lineage: Eukaryota; Metazoa; Mollusca; Bivalvia; Mytilida; Mytilidae. Bases 25 to 375 code for a protein of 116 amino acids. The record is from RefSeq and is a predicted model, not a curated record. The transcript has 4 exons.
GGGUUUGUUGUCACACAAUUGAGAAUGGGAGAUACAUCGACAUUAUAUGUGAUAGUUCCUAUAGUGGUAUUCUUAAAGAUAAUAAUCUGGGUAGCUAUUUGUUAUAGACGUUCAGAUAGAUACAGAAAUUCAUGUGGUAAUCGAGGAAUCAUUGUUGCUCAUCCGACCACAAUUAUUCAACGAACAGUGAUUCAUGGUCCAGCUGACAAUGGUAUUACUGGUAUGGAAAAUCCUGGAUAUAUGCAACAGCCUCCACCUUACACUGAAAUAACAGGUCCAAACUCAACACAAUCAUCGGCGCCACCAGCAUACGAUCAAGUUGUCAAAGCUCCUGGUUUCGCAGAACAAUAUAAUCGGGGAACACCGGGUUAUUAGUGUAUUUUAGUGAAUAUGACUAUUUUCGUUACUGCUUACCACUCACCUGAAUUCAAUGGUAUUUCGGAUUCAUGCAAGUUAUUGUUAUCAUAAUCCAAACAAAUGUACUAUCCAAGACUGUUGUAUUCCGUAAAUUCAUUUAAAAGUCACGGUACACAGUCGAAAGAAUCUACAAAUAAAUAUUUAUGUUAUAUUUUAGAGUUUUGAUUAGCAUGUAAAUUUGUUAUUGACUUUGUAGAAAACUAAUAUGUUUUGCCGACAACUUUCAAUGUAUCCAUGUUACAAAGAUUAUGUUAUAAAGAAAAAAGGGUAAAGAAAGAAGACAGUUUUACAAAUUUAUUUUGAUUGCAGAAUGAUUGCAGAACAAUGAACAAAUAAGCCAUUAGGAUUAACUUUUUGUAUGCCCCACAUGCAUCGCAAAAAUCAUGAGACUAAUUAAGAUAGUUGUCAUAUAUUUUCAGAUUUUUCCUUAUUCAUACAUUGAUCUUAACUUUAUAGUAUAUUCAACAAACAGCAUUCCUGUCAUAUAAACAUGAGACAGGUGUCAAUUAUCAUAAACUAUAUCAUAUCAUUUUGGCAUAAAUCAUGGUAAUACAUUGAUAGUGACCAAAUUAAUCCAUUAGAAAAAUAGCAAUUAUUUACGUAUUUUAAAAAACUUGAUAAGAACAAAUCUGAUGCAGAAUAUAUUAUAUUAAUAUAUUUAUUACAUGUAUAACAAACGACAAGAGAGACCAAGUGGACAAUAAAAUAUCACAAGUCGAGAAGAAAAAAGACAAUACAAUUGCAAUAAGGAAAUGACUUAAAGACAAAUUAGACUAUACAAAACACUAAACUGAGUACUGAGCAUAAAGUACCAUACUAAAAGCCGGAGGUAAUAUCAUAUGCUGCAAAAUUGUAGGCAGAUCCUACUCUACUAGUUUUAUUGUUUAUUUGAAAUGGUAUGCAAUUUUACAUCUGAAGUUUAACCAGAAUAACAAGUCACUGUCUUUAUAUGAUACCUUAUAUUGUACUUCAGCAAUAUCUAUUUUCCGAAAUUGUUUUCUAUUUAGGAUAUUUGCUACUCAGAUUUUCAACUUGUCCCUAAUAAUUUAUUACUUUCAUAGAUCUUUCCAAGGCAGUAAACGAGAAAGUUUUGCAUUAUAUGCAAAAAGACCAUACCUACCGAAUGUUUGUUUACAAAGAAUUUUAUAUCUUGGUUAUUUUUAAUAUAAUUUUUUAUAUAAGUUUUUACAAAUAUUUCACAGACAUCCUUUAUCUACGAAACAACCUGCCCUUUUUUAAUGCAUUUUUUACGGAACCGAGCAUACAGACCUAUCUAUUAGUAUGAUGAAUAAUAUUAAGGGUACAUUUUUGUUCACUUAAUCAACCUAACCCAAUGGUUUUAUUAAUAUUGCCAUCUUAUUUAAAUAGAAAAAAUAACGAAUAGGUGCCAGUUGGCGAGACUAAUGUGUACUUAUAUCUCCAUGUAUUUCUGACUACUGUUGAUCGAAGAUAUGUGUAUAGUUAUUUUGUAUGAUUGUUCAAAACAUUAAAUAUUUUAAUAAAAUUUUAUGAAUUUUACUAUCAAAAGAAGCUAUUUUGAA